AUGCUGCCUACGACUCUGCCAACUCUUGUGCCUUCGAUUCCUCAAGAGGAGUUGCAGCUGCCCUCUUUGCAGCAGUUGGACUUGAAACGAAAGCGAAAGACAAAUGUUGGAGGUCUGCCUUCUUUGGGUUCUCUGGGGGGCCGUCGCGCUAACAAAACGAAGGGCAAAGGGCUGAUAAAGAGCGGGGAGUUGGGGGGCAGUAUAUCAAAGUUAGUGCGCAGCGAAAAUGCAAGAGAAAAAGACAAGAGAACAGCAGGAAGAGAGCAGCAGCAGUAUCCGGCUAAAGGAGAGCUUGAGGAGUUGCUGCAGAUUGUAAAGACUAUCGAAGAAGAAUGUCUUCUAGACCCUGAAAAAGACAAAGAAGAAGACAAAGAACAAGACGCCUUCUUCAAGUGUAUGGACACCAUCACUCAGGUCUUAGACGAAACAAGAGAGCUUAUUGAACAAAGAAGACGUAUUUUAGAAACCUCAGGAAUGACAUAUGAAGCCAUCAACAAGCGCAGCGCAAUAGAAGAAAAUAUAAAGUAUAUGAAAGAUAAAUUUAAUCAGCUGGGUAUCAUAUUUGUAGAGCAGCACAAACAGCAGAAAAAGCUGCAACUGAGCGACGAAGAGAUGGAGAGGAGACACAAGCAGCUGAACUCUUUGCUGCGGGAGAUAGAAGCGGUGCAUCGGCUAAGCAAAGGCGCCCCACAGUCGUUUGACUCGAUGGAGGGCCGUCCGACUGCAGCAGUAUCUCUAACAGAGCUGAUGAAAAGCAGCAGCAGCAGCAGCAGCAGCGGCAGACCAUCAACAGGAGCAGCAGCAGCAGCAACAGCAGCAGCAGCAGCAGCAGCAGAAGAGCUGUCUGCUGAAGAUGAAAGAGUACUUCAACGAUGGGCCGAGCGAGACAAAAUUUUCGACGCUAAAGUCGUAGAAAUCGGAAAAUCAAUCGACAAAAUCGCUGAAGUUGCUGUUACGAUUGGAGAGCAUGCGGAGCAGCAGCGGGAGCGCGUUGAGAAGUUAGGAGAGAAGACGCAGCAGGCAGCAGCAGAGCUGCAGGCGUUAGACAACAAAUUGAAGCUGUUUAUGAAGCAGCAAAACCCUACACACUUCUGCUGCAAGCUGCUGCUGCUGCUAAUUGUGCUGCUGCUCUGCUGCUUCGUCUUCUCUACUAUCUACGCCCGCUACUUGAAGAAGGCCUAA
Molecule: messenger RNA, 1182 nt
Organism: Eimeria acervulina
Lineage: Eukaryota; Apicomplexa; Conoidasida; Eucoccidiorida; Eimeriidae
Exons: 4
Coding region: 1-1182 (393 amino acids)
Source: RefSeq, a predicted model, not a curated record